GAAGGGGCGCUGGGGCUAUGCGGAUACCGCAAUGGCUACGAGUGGCAGUCAUUCCUUUCUGCUUGUUGCUGGGUCCAUACGGUUACAAGGAUACACAAUUUAUAAAGACAGACAAUGAUUUUCGGCUCCUCAUACAGAGAUUUUACCAGUUACAAGAGGAACGUGUGGAGACGUAUCGUCUCUUUGAUGAAGGGCACCAGGCUUAUCUGAAAUCCGGCCCACACUAUGACUUCAUCCAUUACCGGCAAUUGGUUUAUGAGAUUACACAGGCUUUCAAUGGCAUCAGCAAAGAGCUUAUCCAGAUGAAGGAUCGCUUCAGGGAACUGUAUGAUCGAUCUGAUCUUUCUGAACACCUAGAAAAAAUCCAAGAACUUGAGAAAGAGAAAUUAGAAUUGACUGCAAGAUUACAGCUAGCUAAGCAGAAUGCCCAGGAACAUCCUAAUGAUGAAUCCCAUCAAGAUGAGGUUCAACUUCUGAAACACAAGAUAAUUAAAAGCGUGGAAGCAAUCAGUGAAGUACUGCAGGAUUUCAAGUAUGAUUGUGAAGAAAUAAAAUGACGUCUACCCCUUUGGAAGCCACAGAGUGGAAAGCGGAGCCUAGGCUGGACCACUUAUUUGGAUCUGCACUGUAGCAGACCCAGCUCUGUUUCAUCUGCUGCCCUCUUGGGUGACAUAUUGGCUCUUUAUCAGUAGGUGUUGCUUACCAGACAUGGCAGGGAUACAUCUUCUUGCACUGCAAUCUCUCCAAGUGAAUUUUAGACAUAAGGUUUGUUUCUUUCUAAUGGUUUUUGUUGGAUUUGUAAAAUAUGCCUUAUGAUCUGUUUCCAGUUGCACUUUUUUUUUCCGCUAUUGUUCCACGUCAUUUGAGGCUGUACCAAAGUUAUUCCCCUGUGUAAAUAAAAAGAUUUUUGACAAUUCUUUGAUUGU
Molecule: messenger RNA, 926 nt
Organism: Hyla sarda
Lineage: Eukaryota; Metazoa; Chordata; Amphibia; Anura; Hylidae
Gene: REX1BD
Product: required for excision 1-B domain containing
Exons: 6
Coding region: 18-557 (179 amino acids)
Source: RefSeq, a predicted model, not a curated record